Messenger RNA from Lecanosticta acicola, 2210 nucleotides. The record is from the annotation of a GenBank genome assembly. NCBI's taxonomy places the organism in Eukaryota, Fungi, Ascomycota, Dothideomycetes, Mycosphaerellales, Mycosphaerellaceae.
AUGGCAACAUAUGAGCUGCAGCGGCAGAAGGGCAACGUCGAGAGCACCAUCAAGACCGUCGUCAACAAUGACCUGAAGGAGAUAUGUAAGGCAUAUAACUACCAGGUCUCCGGCACCAAAGCUGUCCUGCAGAAGAGGUGCAUUGAGAGUAAGUAGCAAGUGGACUGGGCCGUGCGUCAGCGAGGCAUGCGGUCAAGUGGAUUUCUCCAGGCUGACACGGUGCUUUCUGCAGUUCUCGACACCAUCGUAAAAAGCGGCGACAUGGAAGCUUUCAGAGCUUUCCAGCAUCGCCUCAACCACCACGGACAAGCACCUCCUCGCGCUUCCUCCAGCAACUACCAAAAUCAGAACGGCGACUACUCAGACUCCAUGGCUCCAGGCCAAGGACGAUCGACGGCGUCCAGCAGCCGAUGGCCCAGCAGAUGUGAGCUCUCUCGCAGCAUUAGUGGCGUGAUUCUGUAUUGACUUUUGGGCAGUGAACUUCAAAGCCAGUCCGUUCUACGAAGUGCUCGAGACGGUGCUGCCGCUCCAAGAACUAGCCGGUAACUACUCCUUGUCUUUUGAUUUAUUUGAGGCACACUUACGAUGCUGAUACAGUGAGGCCAGAGAUGCCACAAAACCGAAAUACGAUCCGGACGAACAUCAGCCUCAGCCCCGAACAAGUCGCUUGCCUUUCCUCAGAUCCUAGCAUGAAACUUCUGAUGUACUGUGGAGCCAAUGCGGGCAAUGCGGCAUAUACGCCAAUCGAUGUCGCUUUCCCCUCCCAGAUCGAAGUCAAGAUCAACGGCGACGAUGUGAAGUGGAACUUCAAGGGACUGAAGAAUAAACCUGGAUCGACGAAGCCGGCAGACAUCACGGAUAAGGUCCGUAGAAAGCCUGGCUACCCCAACCAAGUGUCCGUCACCUACGCGCUCACGCAAAAACGGUUUGCGUUUACAAUAAAUCUGGUAAAGCACAUGACCGCGGACACCUUAGCACAGCGCAUCAAAGAAGGUAGGCAUGGCGGAGGCAUCAUCUCCAAGCAGCGAGUGUUGGACGAGAUGAAGUCCAAAGCAGACGACGAAAUUGGCGUGACUUCGGUGAGGAUGUCGCUAAAGGACCCCAUCUCGACGCUGCGCAUCACGUUGCCCGUACGGUCGACUAUCUGCACGCACCAGCAAUGCUUCGAUGGAGCCAUGUUCUUGCAACUGCAGGAUCAGGCGCCGCAGUGGAGCUGCCCGCUGUGCAGCAAGAGCGUCAACUAUGAGCAGCUCUGCAUCGACAAAUACUUCGAAGAGAUCCUCCAGAAGACGCCUCUGUCGAUUGAGAAAGUGGACCUCGAGCCAGACGGCCAGUGGCAUUUCAUCAAGGAGACUGAUGAGUCGCAGCCGAACGGCGGGACCAGCAAAGCUGGGCGUGCUCAUUACGACGAUGACUUCGACGACGGCGACGACCUGGUCGACGUUACGGAUUCUCAGGCCAAGAGCCAGCCGAAGAACAGCCUCUCAGGGCUUGCUCGUCCGACUCCCUCAAUACUUUCACCGAUGCCGUCUACGGGCGUGGCGAUGAACACACCGCCACUUUCGUCGCGUGGUCCCUCAGCGGCGCCUUCAGCAUCUUCUGCACAGCAGAGCAACAAGCGGCCGGCGAGCUCGGUGAUUGACUUGACACUAUCGGAUGAUGACGAGCCACCGCGGCCGGCGAAGAGGAAUACCACGAGUACGCAUCCGAACACCACCUAUAGCACACCAAACUCCCUACCCGAUCCCCGCUAUCCAUCAUAUCCUUCCGGUCAAGGACGUGUUGCUGACAGCUUUAGGGCGGGCAACUCAUCAAGACCACCCAGCCUCGGACCCAGCAACGGAGCGGGCAACUACUACCCGAGCAACGGACUCGGGGGGAGUAGCCUUGCCCGCGGGACCGCGUCGCCUGUCCAGCCAAGGGAGCAGCCAGGCUCGCCGUGGGGCAUCGGAGGAGGAAGAUCCAGUACGGACGGGCAACCAAGUUGGCGCACGGCAGCGGGAGCGAGUACUGGGCCUUCGUCGACCUUCGGAUCGUUCCCAAUGAGACCGUCGACGACAAGCGCAACACAUCCGGGCUCUUCAGCAUCGCCAGCGCAGCAGAACACACGGCCGCUGCCACCGAUGCGUGACCAUCCACCGGCGGGCCCGUACGGUCAUGGAUGGAGAAGCAACAGCUACAGCGGGUACUCUCACAGCCCGCCCGGAUGA